UGACGUUUUCGGAAGCGCCGAGAGUCGUCCGCGGGGGACAGGUGGGGAAGGGUCCCAGCUGUGUGGUGGGGCCCGGGCGCUGAGCGUGAUCGGAGUCUGACGGGGAGCGGCCACCGUGAGUGUGGGGCCUGCAGCCUUCUCCUCCCUGCGCCCCCUGCCCGGCCUGUCGCGCGCGAGGCCCCUGACGGCUCCGGUCCCCUCCUACCGCUCGCGAUAGACGCGAAAGCCUUGAAUAAUUUUGCCCGAUGUUGACAACUUGGCUUGAGUGCCUUCGAGAAGGCCUCGAGUAGUUGUCAGUGGAUCCUUCUCCGCUGUAAACGCCCCCUUCGCUCAUUCCUGGACGUCUUGGUCCUCAUGUCUGACCAUGGAGACGUGAGCCUCCCACCCGAAGACCGGGUUAGGGCUCUGUCCCACAGGGGCAGCGCCGUGGAGAUAAAUGAAGACAUUCCACCCCGCCGGUACUUCCGCUCCGGAGUGGAGAUUAUCCGAAUGGCAUCUGUUUACUGUGAGGAAGGCAACAUUGAAUAUGCCUUCAUCCUCUAUAACAAGUAUAUCACGCUCUUUAUUGAGAAACUACCAAAGCAUCGAGAUUACAAAUCGGCUGUCAUUCCUGAAAAGAAAGACACAGUAAAGAAAUUAAAGGAGAUUGCAUUUCCCAAAGCAGAAGAACUGAAGGCAGAACUGUUAAAACGAUAUACCAAAGAAUAUUUAGAAUAUAAUGAAGAAAAAAAGAAGGAAGCGGAAGAAUUUGCCCGAAAUGUGGCCAUGCAGGAAGAGCUGGAAAAGGAAAGACAGAGGGUGGCACAGCAGAAGCAGCAGCAGCUGGAGCAGGAGCAGUUCCACGCCUUCGAGGAGAUGAUCCGGAACCAGGAGCUAGAAAAGGAGCGCCUGAAGAUUGUGCGGGAGUUUGGGAAGGUGGACCCUGGCCUGGGUGGCCCACUGGUGCCCGACUUGGAGAAGCCCUCCCUAGAUGUGUUCCCCACGGUGCCUGCUGUAUCCACACAGCCUUCAGAUUGUAAUGCAGCUGUGAGGCUUGCCAAGCCACCGGUAGUGGACAGAUCCUUGAAACCUGGAGCAUUGAACAACUUGGAAGCUCCUACAAUUGAUGGAUUGCGCCACGUGGUGGUGCCUGGGAAGCUCUGCCCACAGUUUCUCCAGUUGGCCAGUGCCAACACUGCCCGGGGAGUGGAGACAUGUGGGAUUCUCUGUGGAAAACUGAUGAGGAACGAAUUCACCAUUACCCAUGUUCUCAUCCCCAAGCAAAGUGCUGGGUCUGAUUAUUGCAACACCGAGAGUGAAGAAGAGCUUUUCCUCGUGCAGGAUCAGCAGGGUCUCAUCACACUGGGCUGGAUUCAUACUCACCCCACGCAGACAGCCUUCCUCUCCAGUGUCGACCUACACACUCACUGCUCGUACCAGAUGAUGUUGCCAGAGUCGAUAGCCAUCGUUUGUUCCCCCAAAUUCCAGGAAACUGGAUUCUUUAGACUCACUGACCAUGGCCUAGAGGAGAUUUCUUCCUGUCGCCAGAAAGGAUUUCAUCCCCACAGCAAGGAUCCACCCCUCUUCUGUAGCUGCAACCACGUGACUGUUGUGGACAGAGCUGUGACCGUCUCAGACCUUCGAUGAGAGUUUGACUCAGACGCCUCCCAAGAAUUGUAAAACCAUAUCAGUGUACUGUAGCCCCUUAAUUUAAACUUUCCAGAAAGCUCUGGAAGCUUAGGAAGUACCACCCAGGGGAGAACUGAUUUUCUAUUUCUGGUUUGAAAAGAAAUGAUCAAGUAUGUUUUUUAGGCACAUCUGGAAAAUAGCAUGGUCAUGCUAAAGCAACUUUUCAGUCUGCCUGCAGCUAAAAAAUCAAGGUGAGAAACUAUGAUGAAGACUCACAUGUGCUUUGUUGAAGAUUCAUCAAUUGUUAACAUUCACCAAUUGUUAACAUUUUUCCACUGUCACCUAUCCUUCUAAUUUCUUUGCCAACUUGUUUAUUGUUUACCUUUGGACUAAUUAAGAGCAUCUAUGCAGAAGUUUGGAAGCCAUUUAAAAAAUCUUUGGGUUUUCCUGUGGUUUAUGGCAAGAUUAAUGAAGCUUAUUAUAAGGCUGAAGGUCAGCUUCCUAUGUCUGACCAGAUGGUGAGGCUCAAAAACCCUAAAGAAUGAUUUUGUCAGAAAUUAUUGUUAUUUAACAAAUAUUUCAGGAUAUUUUUUCUUCUACAAUAAAAUAACAAUUAACUUAUAUAUACA
Messenger RNA from Capra hircus (goat), 2237 nucleotides. RefSeq names its product STAM binding protein (gene STAMBP). Gene Ontology annotation, molecular function: K63-linked deubiquitinase activity; protein binding; metal-dependent deubiquitinase activity. Gene Ontology annotation, cellular component: cleavage furrow; endosome. Gene Ontology annotation, biological process: protein K63-linked deubiquitination. NCBI's taxonomy places the organism in Eukaryota, Metazoa, Chordata, Mammalia, Artiodactyla, Bovidae. The record is from RefSeq and is a predicted model, not a curated record. The coding region runs from base 355 to 1626 and encodes 423 amino acids. The transcript has 10 exons.